Eleginops maclovinus (Patagonian blennie) is the source of this 408-nucleotide messenger RNA. It is a transcript of the gene mrpl41, whose product is annotated as mitochondrial ribosomal protein L41. The coding region runs from base 1 to 408 and encodes 135 amino acids. Gene Ontology annotation, molecular function: structural constituent of ribosome. Gene Ontology annotation, cellular component: mitochondrial large ribosomal subunit. The record is from RefSeq and is a predicted model, not a curated record. The transcript has a single exon. Lineage: Eukaryota; Metazoa; Chordata; Actinopteri; Perciformes; Eleginopidae. Gene Ontology annotation, biological process: translation.
AUGGGGGUGUUAUCCACGUUGUUGAGGGGUCUGGUGAGAGGAGCGGACAGAAUGGCUGAGUUCACCAGCAAGCGUGGAUCAAGGACUCAUAACAAAGGCAGGGGCGCGAGGCCCACUGGGCUGAGGCUGUCCAGCAGGAAGUUUCUGUCCAUACGGACCAUGAUUCCUGAGUUUGUUGUGCCCAGCUUGGAAGGAUUCAAACUUAAGCCCUACGUCUCAUAUCGCUCUCCUCGAGGAGUAGAGCCCCCCCUCACAGCAGAGAGUGUGUUUGCUGAAGUAGUGGCCCCUCAAAUCAAGAAAGACUUUGAAGAAGGGACUUUCAGCAAAGAAAAGCUGGAGAGAUAUGGAUUUAAUCCCAAGCAGGAGGGGAAGCUCUUCAAGCUGUAUCCAAAGAACUAUGUUCGGUAA